AUGGAGGCCUCCAGGGCGACCCCGACACCCACCGCCACCCUGCGUUUCACCCUGCUGCGGCAUGGCCAGAGCACCUGGAACGCGCAGGGAAGGCUGCAGGGGAGCACGGAUGCAGCGUGCCUGACGCCAAAGGGCAUCGAGCAGGCCAAGGAUGCAGCUGCCAGGCUGCGGGACACCCACUUCCAUGCCAUGGUGCACAGCCCCCUGCGCCGCGCGGCCGACACGGCCGCCAUCGUCUGGGGCGAGCGCGCCGGCCCGAAGCAUGCUUUGCACGACCUGCGCGAGCUGGACCUGCACAGCUGGGAGGGCGCGCUCAAGACCGAGGCGGCUGCCCGUGACCCGGGGGCCUACGCCGCCUGGAAGGACCGGCCCGCGGCCUUCCAGCUGGACGGGCGCCGGCCGGUGUGCGACCUCUGGCGCCGCGCGCGGUCCGUCUGGCGGGCGCUGCUGGACCCCGGCGGCGCGCUGCGGGGAUCUCUGGGUCCGGCGCAGGGCGCCCCCUCCGUCCUCCUCGUGGCGCACCAGGGGAUGAACAAGGCACUCAUCAGCACGGCGCUGGGGCUUGAGGAGGAUGCAUUCCGGAGCCUGCCCCAGGCCAACUCGGCAUACACCUGUCUGGACAUUGGACUUGGCCAGCAGCCUGGCAUCCACAGCGUCACCGUGGUCUGCCUCAACCAGGGUCCCAUCCACAACAUCCUGGCAGGCAUCAGCACCACCACCUCUGGACUGCUCGUGCUCCUGGCCAGGGCCGCAGACGCGGACGAGCAAGAAAGGACGGCGGCAGCCGUGGCGCAGGCCCUCGGCCUGGAGGGGCCCAGCUGGCAGACGCCGCAAGCGUCGGAGGACGCUGCCGACCUUCCCGGCAGCAUCCUGUCUUUGGCGGCAACUGACGACGGGCCUACCCUGGUGUGCCUGGACGCCGGUGGGGUGGAAGCGCUGCUGCAUGCCUGCCUGGGGACCCGGCCGGAAGCUGUGCGCUGGGCGCGACAGCCCGGCACGCUCACUGUGCUGCAGUUCGAGGCAAAAGGCGAUGCCAUGCGGCCGGUAGUGCACUGCGCAAACUGCGUCCUCCAGGGAUGA
Molecule: messenger RNA, 1080 nt
Organism: Auxenochlorella protothecoides
Lineage: Eukaryota; Viridiplantae; Chlorophyta; Trebouxiophyceae; Chlorellales; Chlorellaceae
Product: Alpha-ribazole phosphatase
Exons: 4
Coding region: 1-1080 (359 amino acids)
Molecular function (GO): phosphatase activity
Source: RefSeq, a predicted model, not a curated record